AUGGAGGACAGACAGACAGACAUCCCACACGAAACAACGCGUUGGUUCCCCCGGGCUCCCCUGGAACACUCCACGGCUGCUUGGCAGCGCAGUCGGGCCUGUUCAGCGGGCACGACUCAGCAGCGACUCCAGUGGGACGACAAGCCAAAAGUGCGCUCGUCCCUUUGGCCCCUGGGGGACCUGAUUAAGAUCCCUCAUGGCUUCUCUGCUGCCCUCAGCCAACUGCUGGCCCGACCCCAGCCCUGGCGACUCGGUCUUUACGUCCUCAGGCACCUACCGGCCCAUUCAUUUCCUGCUCCUCAUCCUCCUCUAGGGCUGUCCCUCAGGAGCCAAGAAGCAAAGAGUCAAAAAGAGUCAAACCUCAACAGGCUCGAACUUUGCCAGAAAAACCCCUUUUCCCCCGUCUGGACUCCGUUCCAUCAGGCAGCUUCCUCUGAUUGGGCGCAGAUCCUUCAGAUGGUUCUGACCCCUCGCGUCCCAAGCCGCUGA
Messenger RNA from Paracoccidioides lutzii Pb01, 489 nucleotides. RefSeq lists its product as hypothetical. Bases 1 to 489 code for a protein of 162 amino acids. The record is from RefSeq and is a predicted model, not a curated record. The transcript has 2 exons.